AUGCUCGUUGUUUUUCUGUUGAUUGUGAUUAAUGGAAUAUCAGCUGUUUCGUUCAAUCGACCGAAAUUCUGCCCAACAGUAGAAUGGAAUCGAGAUGCAACUACUUUUAUCAAAAAUUAUGUGCUUUCAGCCGCCGCUGCUGGUAUAUUUAUUGAUACUAAUAAUAUUAUAUACGUUGCUGCUGCAAAAAAAAGUCAAAUUCUAGUUUGGCAUGAAGAUAGUACUGAUCCUAUGACGAUUCAAGGAGAAGACUGGUCAGAAUUUUCGUCUAUGUGGGUUUCCAACAUUGGUGAAAUUUAUAUUAGUUUUUCGAAUGAUGCAAUCAUGAAACGGAUCCCGAGUACAAAUACAUUCGUUGAGAUUGUAGGUUUUGGAACAGAAUGUACUAGCCUGUUUAUUGAUAUUUUUAAUUACCUAUAUUGCUCAUCAUCUAGUAAGAAUACAGUUGCGAAAAGGUGGUUAGAUAGUUGGACGAAGAUGGUAGUUGUGGCUGGGACAGGCUACAAAGGGUCCAAUAUAGGCGAAUUGAAUGAUCCGCAAGGAAUCUUUGUCGAUAUAAAUUUGGAUGUAUAUGUGGCAGAUUGUUCCAAUGAUAGAAUUCAAUUAUUUCCAUCGGAUGACAAAAAUGGAAAAAUAGUAGCUGGACGAGAUUCGCUAGAUAUGACAAUUGCACUUAUUUAUCCACACUCAGUUAUAUUAGACGCUGACAAAUAUCUCUUUAUUUCCGAUAGCGUUAAUGAUCGCAUUGUUGCAUCGGGACCAAAUGGUUUCCGAUGUUUAGUUGGAUGUGCCGGAGGCGGUACGGAAUCUCAUCAAUUACUAAUGCCAUACAAAUUCCAUUUUGAUGUUCAUGGAAACAUGUUUGUUUGUGAUAAGAAUAAUAAUAGAAUCCAAAAGUUCGAUUUGCAGAAACACUCUUGUAAAAGUGUCACAUCAAGUAUUGAAACAAUUUAUUCAUCCGUCUUAACGGAAAAUCAUCCAAUGUAUUCACGCACUACUACACCACAUUACACAACUUAUCACUAUGAAGCUAUCGAAGUAAUUGUGAAUAAAACUGACACGUACACGCUUGGGGCAAACAGUAGCAUCGAUCUCUACGGCCAUCUAUACAAACAUUAUUUUGAUCUAGUCAAUCCCGCUUACAAUCUGAUUGCAUGGUACGGCAAAUGUUGCAACAAAGAUCAGUUCAGAUUCACUGUUGAACUUUUUAUCAAUACGAAAUACAUCUUGAUUGUAACAACAUACAAUCCAAAUGUAACAGGCCCAUUCUCACUCACGGUGCUCGGCUCAAGUGGAGUUCGUCUGAAGCGUAAAAAUAUCGAACGAUCGAUUGAAUCAACUUACUCAUCUGCACUGACGGAAGAUGACGACAAAUAUUAUCCUAAUCCUUGUGAUCAAACACCGAAACACUAUUAUGAAGCAAUGCAAAUCAUUGUGCAUAGUAGUGGUUCUUAUACCUUUCUGAGCAGCGCGAGUAUAGAUACAGGCAUGUUUAUCUCUAUCUAUGAAAAGAAUUUUUAUACGCGUAUCCCGUUUGGAAAUUUGCUUAUUCAAAAGAAUGGUUGCAAUCUUUAUGAUUCGUCAGAGAUCACCAUAGAACUUCUAACUAACAUGCGGUACAUAUUGGUAGCGUCAACAUGUUUUCCAAAUACAACAAGGACAUUCUCGAUUAGAGUGUUCGGCCAAAACAGUGUUAGUUUCCGACGUAUAAAUGCUUCUUUAGCUGCCCAUUCGCAUUAUUCAUCGCAACUUACAAAGGAUAAUCAAAAAUAUGACAAAGAUUGUAUUCGUACAUAUUAUUACUAUGAAACUGUGCGAUUAACUGUAUUCACCGAUGCAUAUUAUACUAUUUCAACUGGCAGAGAUUCUUAUUUAAAUAUAUAUAUGUACGGAAAUCACUUUGAUCCACUGAAUAAAGAUAAAAAUCUAAUUCUAAAGGAUAAAUACAGUUGUGCUUGGGAAUAUGACGGAGAAUACAUGUUUCAUCUUCGGUCUGACAUUUCAUAUAUAUUACUUAUGACAACUUCGAUCCCAUUGUUGACGACACCGUUCUCUAUCGACGCGUAUGGUCCAACAAAUUUUACGCUUCAACGAAUUAUUGAUAAUUCCACUUAUUGUUAUGUUGGCGGCCCAUGCAACACUCAAGUCAAAAGUAUCGGUCUCACUCUCGACGAUAUCCUACGUUUCGAAGUCAACCGAAACAUGACAAUACAACAUCAACCACUUCUCAUCAAAGUCACUGCUGCUCUCUCGGUCAUUAUGUUCGUCGUCGGUCUCAUCAGCAGUGCUUGUUCCAUUUUGACUUUUCAAAAUGCAAGUUUACGACAAGUGGGAUGUGGUCUUUAUCUUCUCGCAUCAUCUGUUACUUCUCUUCUGACGAUCACCAUAUUCACAAUCAAGUUUUGGUUUGUUGUUAUCACACAAAUGGGCAUGUUUAUUCGUCCAUCUAUUCUUGAUGGUGGUUGUAAGUCGAUUGAGCCCAUUCUGAAACUGCUUUUCUACUGGGAUACCUGGCUGAAUGCAUGCGUAGCAGUUGAACGCGGGGUGAAUGUGUACAAAGGAGUGAAUUUUGACAAAGAGAAGAGUAAGCGCUUUGCUCGAUGGAUCAUCUUCAUCUUACCGAUUGUGAUUGUGGGCACGAUUAUUCAUGAACCUUUCUACCGUCAUGUAUUCAAGCAUGAAAUAAAGGAACGAAGCCUAUUCGAUGGAACAACCCGUCCAAAGGAAAUUGUCAAAGACAUCUACACUUGGUGUCUAACUUCAUAUCCUCAGUCGGUUCAAGACUAUAACACAGCUAUUCUAUUCAUUCAUCUGCUUGGUCCAUUUCUUGCUAAUCUGUUCUCUGCAUUAUUUAUCAUCAUUGGAAGUGCUCGACGGCGAGCAAAGGCUCAAAGACGACAUACUUAUAGACAACAUCUCCGUGACCAAUGGAAUGAGCACAAACAACUUAUCGUUAGUCCUGUCGGUCUACUUCUUUUAUCUGCACCACGUCUGAUCAUAGCUUUGCUAUCUGGAUGCACAGAUGUGUCCGGUCAUCUAUGGUUAUACGUUUGUGGCUAUUUUGUUUCAUUCACACCCUCGCUAAUGAUUUUUGUUGUAUUUGUCCUUCCUUCGAAUUCGUAUCGGAUAGCUUUUAAGGAGUCGUUUUUUCGACUUUGUAAGAGACGACGAUUGUAA
Molecule: messenger RNA, 3177 nt
Organism: Adineta ricciae
Lineage: Eukaryota; Metazoa; Rotifera; Eurotatoria; Adinetida; Adinetidae
Source: the annotation of a GenBank genome assembly